This is a messenger RNA of Conger conger (European conger), 1060 nucleotides long. Its product is annotated as sperm-associated microtubule inner protein 4. Bases 127 to 987 code for a protein of 286 amino acids. NCBI's taxonomy places the organism in Eukaryota, Metazoa, Chordata, Actinopteri, Anguilliformes, Congridae. The transcript has 9 exons. The record is from RefSeq and is a predicted model, not a curated record. Gene Ontology annotation, cellular component: centrosome.
CAGAGAGACUUCUUGACUUUCCUGUUUUCCACAAUUGCAUCAAACUAGAGAAGAUAACUACCGUCACCCAUAAUUAUCUGUCAAGAUCCACCUGCCAACACAGACCAAUCCCGCCAGCUGUAUACCAUGUCAUCCCGGUCAAAGUACAUGCCAGCACACAUCAGGGGCCAUAACCACUUCAGCUAUGGAGGAGCUGUCAUUCCUGAGAAUGUUUCUAUAACAGAGUAUUAUGAUCUUACAUCUCUCAAGAAGAGUAAUCUUCGCCGCAAUGACGAGCUUGUCCCCAAACCUUCAGAAAUUGAUCUCACGGAGAAGGUGAUAAAGGUCCCAGUUCAGAGGGAACAUCCAUAUGCUUCUCACAUCCCUCGCUCUGCCCUGUUCCCUUACUCCCGUUCCUCUGACUACGCAAGCACCAAUGCAGUCACGCUGCUCAACAAGACAAUUGGUUCUUCUUGCCGUCAAGAGGUAUUGCUGAAACAUACAGAGCCCAGGGUCUGGCCAGGACAGCAGGGAUUCUAUGAUAUUCCAAAGCAGAUGGCAGGCGUAAGGCAGGUGUUCUAUCCUGCUCCCCCAAAGAUAACGUGCCCUAACCCUUCUCUAAGUGCCAGAGAGACUGCACUGUCUGCACAGAACUUUCACAUGUUCCAAAACUGGGAGAGGAGCCGAUGUCAUACUGCCUACCAGAGGGAAUACUCAGGAAGUCGAUCCUUGACUAGAUUUGAUGAAAAGACAACAGACAUUACCACUGAGGAUGGAACACCCAGCACAGUGGAGAAGCGCCCCCUUGUGGCCUCCGGGUGUGUGGCAGAGAUGCGACCCAGCGUGCUUGAGCUGCAGGACUCCUACAGUAAGAGUGACAUGCGGCGUGACUUCUACAAGUCCACUAACGAAGCUAUGGUAGACCUGCGGGACAACAUGCGCAGAGGGAAACGACCGCGCUCCCACUAUUACUGUAAUCACACUGCUGUUCCACUGCCUGUGGCCUGAGCUUGUGACCGCAAGCCCCAUUCAGCCUCCCUAUCGUGUAAUGGCAAAUAAAAAUCCAAUGUGUUUGAAGGUA